This is a messenger RNA of Vicia villosa (hairy vetch), 807 nucleotides long. RefSeq lists its product as uncharacterized. Bases 1 to 807 code for a protein of 268 amino acids. The record is from RefSeq and is a predicted model, not a curated record. NCBI's taxonomy places the organism in Eukaryota, Viridiplantae, Streptophyta, Magnoliopsida, Fabales, Fabaceae. The transcript has 2 exons.
AUGUGUCUUCCUCUUCUUCCUCUUCCUCAACCUUCCCCUAUUCUUCUUCUUCUUCUUCCUCUUCCUCACCUUCAUUCUGUAACAACAUCAUCACCAUCCUCUUCUCCCUCUUUUGAUAUAUUUGUAUCACACCGAAACAAAAAUGUAACUUCUGAAGAUGGUUCAAAAUCUAAAGAUUUUGAAGAUGAGGCAGAGUCAGAAGGAGACUCUGAAGACAAGUUAGAGUCAAAAGAUGAUUCUGAUUUUAAAGGUGAAUCUGAUUCUGAUCCCGAUUCUGAUGAUGAUCCAGAAUCUGAUUCUGAAGGCGACUCUGAAGGUGACACUGACAAAGAUUGUGGAAGUGAUCCAGAUUCUGAAGGUGGUCCAAACUUUGAUGGUCAAAAUUUUGGAGGUGAUCAUGUUUCUGAAGGUAGUGUUUCUGGAGGAGGCCCAGAAGCUAACACUGUUCCAAGUUCUGUAGAAUAUUCAGAACAAGUUCAGAGACCACAAAGAAUAAGACAAAUACCUAGACGAUUUGUAGAGUUUGACAUGUUACGAGAUACUAAAAUAGACUCUGAAGGUGAAUUCAUCCAGUGUGCCAUGUUAGUAGAAUAUGAACUUGUGAAUACAGAAAAGCACUCAAGAAAGAAAUCUGAAGAAUUUAAGGCUAUAGAAAGGAGUAAGAGUUGGGAGUUUACUAAGCUUCCAAAGGAGAAGAAAGUCAUAAGCGUUAGAAUGGUUUUCAAAAUAAAGUUGAAGCUAGAUAGAUCAAUUGGCAAACAUAAAACAAGUUUAGUAGCUAGAGGUUUCUUCAAAAAUGUGUUUUAG